Harmonia axyridis is the source of this 1034-nucleotide messenger RNA. RefSeq lists its product as uncharacterized. NCBI's taxonomy places the organism in Eukaryota, Metazoa, Arthropoda, Insecta, Coleoptera, Coccinellidae. The transcript has 5 exons. The coding region runs from base 77 to 970 and encodes 297 amino acids. The record is from RefSeq and is a predicted model, not a curated record.
CAGCUCCUUUCAGUGUCAAAUCUCUGAAUGACAUACACAAUUUAUUGAUAGAAAUCAUUCUAAAUCCACAGUUGAAAUGGCCGAUGAACCAGCAGAACCAGACAAAGAGAUCAAUGAUCCUGCUGUGCAAAUGGAUGAGAAGAAGAGCCAAGCGCUCAACUCUGAGUUCUUGUACUACAGUUCAGUGCUGAAAAUUAUAGCUCCAACACUUACAAGUGAUGCAGAUCAAGACCAUGUCAUUCCCUGGAUAAGAAAAUUGUUCAGACCUGAGUAUCAUUCGUCUUCACUAAGAGAGAAGAGGAAUCGGUACCUUUUAUACCUAACACUUACGAUGUUUAAUGAUGAACUGAUCGGAGUUUUCGAAUCUGAUCCUCCUGAAGCAUCUUUAAGAGAUUUGGGUUCUUUGCCUGAAUACCGAGUGGAGGCUGCUUCUUGGGAAAGAGAUGACACAUGGAGAGAUGUUCUGGUUUCACUUCCUGAAGAUUUCAAACCCCUGGAAUGCUCGGUUCACGCAAACAAGGAUGACUGCAAAAAAGAUCAUGCUUUAGACAGAGUGUUGGAUCAAGAAUUCCAAUUUUACUUGUACUUAGCGAGACCAUAUGCAGCUUUGAUGCUCAACGCUGAAGAUCGAACGAAGGUUGCUUGCUGGCUUCAAACCCUCUGUACUAUACAAGGAAAUUGCUGCUCCAGUAUGAAAGCUGUUAGGAAUGACUACAUGAUGGCUCUGCUAGGGUACAUAUCAGAUCUUCGAGCUGUUGGUCCUUUUAUCGAGAAACCACCAUGGAAAAGCCUUCCACCUCUAGCGCAACUGGCUAAGGAAUGCUUGGAUAACAGCACAGUUCUCGAUCCCACCAGUACUAUGGCAAAUGAGUUCCUUCAGAAUCAACCUGUGCCAGAAGAUGGCGCUUUCUGUUACAUUGCUCUGACUGGGGAUCUCAUUGAAAGUAGCUUUGGAGGUCCAGGAGUAUAGUUCUCUUCACAUUAACUGUAUAUCAUAAUGGUCAAAUAUAUACAACGCCUUUCUCUAUUGUGUA